Molecule: messenger RNA, 4558 nt
Organism: Galendromus occidentalis (western predatory mite)
Lineage: Eukaryota; Metazoa; Arthropoda; Arachnida; Mesostigmata; Phytoseiidae
Gene: Crag
Product: DENN domain-containing protein Crag
Exons: 11
Coding region: 58-4131 (1357 amino acids)
Biological process (GO): regulation of Rab protein signal transduction
Cellular component (GO): cytoplasmic vesicle
Source: RefSeq, a predicted model, not a curated record
CCCCGGAGGCUGGUGGAUUACUUCGUGGUUGCCGGCAUCUCGGACGAGCCGAGCCAGAUGCAGGACACCACCGAGCUUGAGGACCAGCUCCCGAUCACCGACAUAGCCGUGAUCAUCGCGUCUCAGAAGGAGCAAGCUCCUCUGGAGUACACCUGCAUUGAGCGAACCCCCUCGGGCCACUCGGCCGACCUGAACCACGGGAGCAUCCGGUGCCAGACUGUUUUCCUGUGCUAUCGGAGAGGCCUCGACAAGCCUCCACUGACGGAUAUCGGCGUCCUCUAUGAAGAUAAGCAACGAAUCAUGCCUGACAGUGAAGUCCUCGACACUACGCCUUAUGGCCGAGUGGCCAACGUCAACAACUCGUCGUCGUCGAGAACUUUCCUGACGUUUCGAAGAGCUCCUGAAACGGCGUCUUCCAACACUCUCGUGGUGAAGGAUAUUUGCGUCAUCUUAGCGAGCAAAGGAGAGACCCCGCCGCACGCUUACUGUAAAAUCGAUCGGAACCUCAACAAGAGCGUCAUUGGUACAGACGUUUAUAUUUGCUACAAGAAAUCCGUUCAUAGACCACCGUACAUCUUGUAUCGACCGGAAACGAUACUCCGUUUUCCCACCUACGACAAACGCCCAUUCCCGCUGCCUCAAGAAGUUCAUCUGUUCAGCCUGCCGCUGGGCGCCACCGUGGAAAAGUGGAAAACCUACUGGGAUAAACCCGGACCGGAGUUCGCGACGUUCGUGUUCACGUCCCAGACGGCGACUCGAGCCUACGGUGCGUCGUUGAGUUUUUACGAGCCCUACGAACCGAACUCGGAAGAGAUAGCUCUCCUCGGCCCCAUCCAAGACAAAGAAAAGUGCUACGCGACGAAAAGUAUCUGCGUGGUGUCGCGGUACCCGUUCUUCAAAAUUUUUAAGAAAUUCCUCCAAUUCAUCUUCUCGCAAAGCACGAGUUUGAGACGGGAGAACUCGAUCGAACAAUAUAUUUUGCAUUUUAUCUUCAACAUACCGCUCCCGACCAUUGAAAGACCCCGGGUCACGGUUCCCCUGAACAUGGAUCACAGUCUGGCCCUCCGACAUCUGACGGAUACCUCCCUACCGACAUCCGGGGCGUCUUUCCUGGAGCUUUUGAGCAAUCUCGGGCCCGACAACUGUAUACUCACACUACUGCUCGUCUUGACUGAGAACAAAAUUCUCAUCCAUUCGCUCCGGCCCGAGCUGGUUUCGUUCGUGUCGGAGGCCCUCGUGUCGGCCUGUUUCCCGCUGAGCUGGCAAUGUCCGUACGUUCCGCUGUGCCCACUUGGUCUCGCAGAAAUACUCAUGGCUCCGCUGCCGUUUUUGGUCGGUGUGGACUCGAGAUAUUUCGAUCUCCACGAGCUACCAAGCGAUGUCAUUUGUGUUGAUCUCGAUACGAACAGCAUCUACAUACCUGAAGAGAAGCAAUACCUUCAUCCUCGCAUGAUGCCGAGACGAGCGACGAAGAAACUGAAGCAGACGCUCACCGACCUCUUCGAAAAAGUCGGUCACUACCGCAUCCAAUAUCACGAAAUUCACACUUCGAUAAAGGAUCGAACCGAAGCCGACUUCGCCGUCCUUCGCAAGGAGCGCGAUCUCGAUCUACAGAUUCAGGACGCAUUUCUGAAAUUUAUGGUUGAAACCCUGCGGGACUUCCGUCAAUUUCUCCGGCCUGUCACCGAAAAACCCAAGAAUGUGACCGCUGAGACGCUUUUCGACGUGGAGAACUUCCUGCGUACGAAAGACAAAGCCCACGAGGAAUUCUAUUUUCUCCUCGUCGAGACCCAGAUGUUCAGUCGAUUGGUCGAAGAGCGAAGUUUCCUGUCGGAGAACGAUCAUUCGUUGGCUUUUUUCGACCAGUGCUGUGAUCAGUGCGAUAGCUCGGGACAGGUUUGCGACGACUUGUUGCGCAUCGAUGCCGGCGAGGACAACCACACCGCUUAUAUCGCGCCUCCCGAACCGCCACAAAACCCCGAACACCUGAAAUUCAACGGCUGGGCCAAUCUCAACUUCGAUAAUUUCACCAGCAUGUUCGUGGGCGCACAGGCUCUCGAUGAGCUCGACAACGGCUUGACGCCAAACAUCGAAGAGUAUCCCGGGAGUCCUAUAAUAAAACGAACGAAGCACGAAGUGAAGUCGGCUAUAAAAUCAGCUCGACAGCAGAACGAAGUUCCCGCUAGAUGGGGUCGAGUACUCCUCAGCGCUUGUUACUCGAUAUGGUUUGUUCACUUGCCGUCCUACCUGGCGACCAUUCCGGAAUCCGAACGACCCGCCGCAGUCCGAAUGGCAUUCCAGAUAUUGUGUGAUGCCCAGCAGCGAUUAAGUCACCCCGUCGAUGAGGUUUGCUACCGGGUCAUCUUGUCUCAGUGCGCCAUUCUAUCGCAACCCGCUCUGGCAGUAAAAGUUCUGAUGGAGACGAAGCAACGGAAGAUAUUUCUAAACGCCAUGACACAUGGCUAUUACAAUAAAGCGGUUAUGGUCUCUUCGUGGCCGCAGUCGAAGGCAUGGAAGAGACUCAAGAAUGUCAUUUAUGGCGUAGCGCAGUUCAAAACGGCUCUACGAAGGAGUCGAACGACUUCGGUCGCGGCCAGUACGACUUCCUUAGAAGGCAUCACCAGGAUGCCAUCCACGCUUUCGCUGCCCCGCAGCUACAAGGAAACUUACAUGCCGUCAGCCGGAGUUCUGAUGGGUGGAACAACUUCGCGACAGACAACACCCACGAGAACGCCCACCAACACCCUCAGACGGAGCAAAAGCUGUGAGGCAUCGCUCUCGAUGGAGAAAUAUAUUAGAGAGGAGUCCGCUUUCAUCAAAUUCAGGACCGCGCCUGCCUCAAUGACUCUGCUCGAACAGCCGCGCGAGUUUUUCGCCAAGACCGUGAGCCCCUCGCUCCAACGCAUGGGAAAUUACGGUUCGGGUCUGCUCCAAAGUUUACUCAAGGAUCGCUCAAAUCUGUCGAAAAUCCGUCGUUUCUCCGCCGGCCCCAUUCGGCAGCCAGACCUGUCUGAUUUAAGACGUCCAAACAGCUCUCCCAUCGGUCGGGCGGCACCGGCGGGUGGAAUGGAUGUCAUGGGCAAUCUACGCUCAAUGGCGUCGCGUCUCACCUCGAUGAUCAACACAGAUUCUUAUCGAAUUCCUGCCUCUCGAUCACUGGACCAAAUGUUCAAUAAACUGCCCCCUCAGGAGGCAAGCUACAAUGGCUUUACGCACGCUCCCGGUGGGAAAGUGGCCAGCGGGUUCGUGCACAUAACAAUGAGUUCCUGUUGUCAAUGUGUCAGCUGCAAAAGUCUUGUUUAUGACGAAGAGAUCAUGAGCGGUUGGACCGCCGAUGAUUCGAAUCUCAAAACGAAAUGCUGGUGUAACGCGUCGUUCGUCCCUCAACUCUUCGUCACAGUCAAAGAUCGUCGAGACUUACAUAAGGAGGAAAACUUCGCUCCAUGUGACUUCACAGUGCCUUAUCUUAGUCCUCUUGUUCUACAAAAAGAAGUGGAGAACGUCCUCGAAGCCGGCAGUGAGAUUUUCACACGGCCCAACUUCGUAGACGAGCAUCCGAUCAUUUACUGGAAUCUAGUGUGGUAUUUCUAUCGUCUGAAGCUCCCGACGAAUAUAGACCAGCUCUGCGUUCGUAGUGGCAUCCUGCAUAAGGGUUUACAGAGUUCUCAAGAAGACUCGACGCUAUCGAAAUCUCCGGUCAUCGUGAAAACGCUUUGGGACAAUCCCAAAUUACACGACUGCAUAACACCGCCGCUGUAUACUGUGUACAAGCCGGGCGACCUCUACAUAGACGAAAACGACCCCUCAGGUUUUAAACGCGCUGGUCGUACCAUACUCGAGCACAUGAAGUCCGGUAGUGAGAGCAACGUUCGAGACGCCGUCGUAUUCUUGAUGAAGGAGCGGCAGAAGUGGAAAUUCCGUAGGAAUCCCUCGAUUUACAGAGAAAUCCUGUUCUUGCUCAUACUGGAGUUCGGUGCCAACAUAAUCAAUCCAGAAUGGUUGGAUCGAGAAUACCAUCGGGUUUACGACGAGUUAGCUAGCUACCGGAAUCAGAUUUUCCAGUAUGAUCGUUACCCAUCGCUCCACGCGCGCUUUGCCCGGAGAUACUUCGGAGAUCUCGACCUCUUCUAGUUGCAAUAAGGGAACGCAAUAGUUUACGUUGUCGAUUCGCUCCAGACGUUCCAUUAAGGGGUACCAAAGAAUAGGUUGACUUGAAUUCUCCGUCUGCGUCGCCUACCAUAUUUGUGUUUGUCUGCGAUCGCAUCGCGAGCAUAUCGUCCAGUUCUGUACUGGAACGAGUUCGAAGCGUCAGCGGCGGAUUCUUCGAUUCGAGAACUCGGCUCUUCGGAAAGCAGUGACCUGAUGUUUAAUGGAGGAGAGAGUAGGAGUAGUUUUGUACCGUUGGAACUUUCCCUGCGGAUAAUACGGAACGAUUGUGCAAAAUAUCAUUCGUUUUCUCUUGCCGGUCUCUACCAUCCGUUUUAGAUUUUCUUCCUCGAAGAGACGAUUCGAAUUGAUUGUUUGUUUACGGACGCCUCGCAUCUUGCGUUCGAGGUUA